Messenger RNA from Rotaria sordida, 1973 nucleotides. NCBI's taxonomy places the organism in Eukaryota, Metazoa, Rotifera, Eurotatoria, Philodinida, Philodinidae. The record is from the annotation of a GenBank genome assembly.
AUGUCUCAAGCCGGUCUUUUAUCUGUCAAACAAGUUAUUGGUGUUCGAAGUUCUGUUACUAAUGGUUUAGCAUUUCAAGAUGAACAAACUGUUGUUUAUAUAGCUGGUGGUAAUAUUGUCUUAUAUGGAAUUGAUCAAAAAGCACAACGAGUUAUUCCAUGUUCAAUAAAUGCUCAAGCAUUAACAACAAUGACUGUUAGUCCUAAUCGACGUGUCAUAGCUAUUGCUGAACGUAUAAAUGAUCGUCCACAAGUAACAAUCUAUGAUCUUCAAUCGGGUAAACGUCGAAAAACUUUACAAUCAGAAUUAAUAAAAUCCAAUGAAAUUGUAUCAUUAUUAUUUUCAUCGGAUUCAAAAUAUUUAUUAACUCAAGGUGGUGCACCAGAUUAUACACUUAUCUAUUGGUCAUGGGAAAAAGGUAAAGUAAUGGCACAUAUUGAUGUUAAACCACCAACAGGUCCACAAGCAAAUGCAACAGUUAAUCAGGUAUCAUUUAAUCCACAAGAUAAUACACAAAUAUGUACAAUUGGUCAUGGUCUAUUUAAAAUGUUUCGUUAUGCUGAAUCAGCAUUAAAACCAUCUCAAAAUCUUAAACAAGAACAUUUUAAUUUUACAUGUCAUUGUUGGAUUUCUGAUGAUCGAUUAUUAGCUGGUACAGAUCAAGGAAAAUUAUUUGUUAUACAAAAUGGAGAAAUUUUACAUGAAAUUAAAAUUGAUUCAAAAGCUGAACCAAGAUCAGUAACAAGUCAUCAUACAUCAGAUGAACGUUUAGGUUUAGUUGACAGUAGUAUGGAUAUAAAUAUAAGUACUGAUCAUUCAAUAAAAUCUGAAAUCAAAUGUAUUAUACCAUUUUCACGUGGUGUUCUUGUUGCUGCUGGUGUUAAUAAAGUAUAUAUGUAUGAUCGAGUUGAUGAUAAUCGAGAAUAUUUUCGACGUAAUCGAGAAAUUUUAUUACCUAUUGAUUUAAAUGAUAAAUCAAAUAAUGAACGUGUUGUUUCAAUGUGUUUAAGUCCAUCGGAAGAAACACUUGUUGCUUUAACAGAUCAUCAACAAAUUUAUCAAUUAUCUUUUUCCGGAAUUGAUAUAACAAAAGAUGUAGCAACUUUUUCAUAUUUAACAGAAGGUUAUCAUCAUGCUCAAGUUACUGGAGUUGAUACAUGUGUUCGAAAACAACUCAUUGCUACUUGUGGUGUUGAUAGAUCAGUUCGUCUUUGGAAUUAUGAAACAGGUACACUUGAAGUAUGUAAAGAAUUUCAAGAAGAAGCAUAUACUGUUUCAAUUCAUCCAUCGGGUCUAUUUAUUCUUGUUGGAUUUUCUGAUAAAUUAAAAUUAUUCACAAUAUUAAUUGAUGAUCUACGUCCAUUUAAAGAAUUUUCUAUUCGUGGUUGUCGUGAAGCAUUAUUUAGUAAUGGUGGACAUUUAUUUGCUGCUGUACAUGGAAAUGUUAUUCAAAUUUAUUCAACAGUUACUUUUGAAAAUAUAACUAAUUUAAAAGGACAUAAUGGAAAAGUUCGUCAAUUAAUUUGGUCACCAGAUGAUACACGAUUAUUUUCAUGUGGUAUGGAUGGUGCAGUUUAUGAAUGGGAAGUUGCAACAUCAAAACGAUUACAUGAAGCUGUACUUAAAGCAUGUGGUUAUACAGGUCUUGGAUUAAGUGCUGAUUCAAAAACAGUAUUUGCUGUUGGUACUGAUAGAAAAAUUAAAGAAAUUGUCGAUGCUCAACAAAUUCUUCGAGAAAUUCAGGUAAUACCGGAUGACGUACAACCUACAACAAUUGCACUUAGUCAUACGGGUAAAUCAUUAUUAGUUGGUACAUCCAAAGGAACUGUUCGAUCAUAUAAAUUUCCUUUAACAAAAUCGGAUGAAUAUACAGAAUAUAUCGGGCAUGUUGGAAUGAUCAAUCGAGUAAGUUUAACACAACAAAAAAAAAAUGAGAAAAUAGAACAUAUUGGGAUUCAGAAGGAAAUAAAAGA